GGGCGGGGCAGUCCCCUUGUGACCCAGCGUGUCCCCGCAGGGGGGGGGACGAUGCCCCUGGAGGUACCUUGGCCCUUCCCACCGGCCCCACGGCUGCCCUGGACCCUGGCCAGUCACCUGGUCACCGGCCUGGUGGGCACCUACAGCUGCUUCUGGACAAGGCACAUGAACCAGCUGCGGGUCCAUAACAAGGAGGUUCUGUACGAUCUGGUGGAGCGGCGCCAGCCCGGCACCCCCCUCAUCACUGUGUCCAACCACCAGUCCUGCAUGGAUGACCCCCACCUCUGGGGUAUAUUGAAGCUUCGGCACGUCUGGAACGUGAAGAGGAUGCGCUGGACCCCCACGGCCGCUGACAUCUGCUUCACCCGAGAGCUGCACUCGCGGUUCUUCAGCCUGGGCCAGUGCGUCCCCGUGUGCCGAGGGGACGGCGUCUAUCAGAGGGGGAUGGAUUUCAUCCUGGAGAAGCUGAACCGCGGAGACUGGGUGCACAUCUUCCCCGAAGGCAAGGUGAAUAUGAGCCAGGAAUUCAUGCGCUUCAAGUGGGGGAUCGGGCGACUCCUGGCCGAGUGCCGGCAGCACCCUGUCAUCCUGCCCCUCUGGCACGUUGGUCUGAAUGAUGUGCUGCCCAACACCCCCCCAUAUGUGCCCCGUGUCGGCCAGCGGAUCACCGUUCUCAUCGGGAAACCCUUCAGCGUCCGGCCCGUGCUGGAGCGUCUCCAGGCUGAGAACAAGUCAGCGGUGGAGAUGCGCAAGGUGCUGACGGAUUUCAUCCAGGGCGAGAUCCAGGUGCUGAAGGGCCAGGCUGAGCGGCUGCAUCAGACAUUCCAGUGGCAGAGAUAGCCUGGGGGCCGGGGGAGGCGCUGCGCUGGCCUCCCUGCCCCACAGCUCCGCCCCACAUGCAUGCCGGUCGCUCCCCUCUUCCUCACUCGUGUCAGGCUGGCACCUCCCUGCCUGACCCCUCUGCCCCACAUGCCAGCUGGAUGGCCCAUUUCCCU
Molecule: messenger RNA, 995 nt
Organism: Gopherus flavomarginatus (Mexican gopher tortoise)
Lineage: Eukaryota; Metazoa; Chordata; Testudines; Testudinidae
Product: tafazzin-like
Exons: 10
Coding region: 52-840 (262 amino acids)
Biological process (GO): inner mitochondrial membrane organization; cardiolipin acyl-chain remodeling
Cellular component (GO): mitochondrial membrane
Molecular function (GO): 1-acylglycerophosphocholine O-acyltransferase activity
Source: RefSeq, a predicted model, not a curated record